AUGACCUUAGUGAAUCUCAGUACAAUUGUUCACUGGCUUCCAGUGGUGAACAUGCUUCCAACUCUAAAAGUUCUUCGUCUUAUGUCUUGCCAACUUAAAACUUGCAGUAAUUCUCUUCAGCUCUCAAAUUUGACAUCUAUUGAAACACUCGACCUUUCGGAAAACGACUUCCAUGGUCCGUUUCCAGACGAGAUAUGUAAUAUGACCACCAUUGUGGAGCUUGAUUUAUCAUUUAAUAACCUUGUGGGCAUGAUACCUUCCAAUAUGAAGAACCUAUGUAACUUGGAGACAUUGUCCUUUUCCGGAAAUAAUAUGAACGGGAGUAUAACAGAAUUAUUCCAUCGAUUACCCAAUUGUUCACAGAAUAAACUACAGGGGUUGUCUUCCAGGUACAACAAUCUGAGUGGAAGCCUUCCAACUACACUAGUAGAACCUUUAAGAAACCUAAGCUGGAUAGAUCUCGGUCAUAACAAACUCACUGGUCAAUUGCCAGUGUGGAUAGGAGAGCUCACAGAGCUAAGAAUUUUGGCCCUUAACUCCAACAACCUGGAUGGGGUCAUCCAUGAAGGCCAUUUAUCACUUGAGCUUACGAAGUUUGUUAAUCUGCAAUAUUUGGACCUUGCGUACAACAAUAUAUCAGGGAGCAUACCGAGAUCUAUUAGUAAUUGCACAGGCAUGGCACAAACAAGAGGCAACUCUGAUAAUCUUCGGUAUGCCUUCAAUUAUAUAUCUGGGGUUAAUGACAAUGUACUAGUUGUCUACAGUGAGAAUUUCACAGUACUCACGAAAGGUCAAGAGAGAUUAUAUACAGGAGAAUUCAUAUAUAUGGUGAAUCUUGAUUUAUCUUGUAAUAGUCUUACCGGAGCGAUACCCGCAGAUAUCAGCACUCUCGUCGCAUUGAAGAGCCUGAACUUAUCAUGGAACAAUUUCAAUGGAAAAAUCCCUGCGAAUAUUGGUGCCUUGAUGCAAGUGGAGUCACUCGACCUGUCACACAAUGAGUUGUCCGGUGAAAUCCCUUCAAGCUUAUCGGCUCUAACAUCAUUGAGUCGUCUGAACCUGUCCUACAACAAUCUGAGAGGAAAGAUACCAACUGGAAAUCAACUGCAAACACUUGAAGACCAGGCAUCUAUUUAUAUUGGCAACCCGGGUCUCUGCGGUCCUCCUCUCUCGCUGAAUUGUUCACAGUCCAAGCCAAUUCCAGGAGAAAAUCAUGGAGAUGCAUGUGACGGCAACGUGGUUUCGUCUUUCAUCGCCACGGGUUCCGGAUAUGUGAUGGGUCUCUGGGUGGUCUUCUGCACGUUCUUGUUCAAGAGGAGAUGGAGAGUUUCGUGGUACUCGCUCUGCGACAGCCUGUAUGACCGGGUUUAUGUGCAAGUGGCUGUUACCUGGGCUUCCUUGAGAGGUAAAAAAGAAGCAAAAACGGGCGCCGUCAGUCCACAGCAGAUUACAGAAGUACAGGUCUCCAUCCCCACUUCACAGACGCAGAUUCAUUCCCUUGUUGCCGGCACCGGCGAGGAGGGCCGGGGCAGCGGGAAGGAGGCGCUGGGGUGGCUCGGGGUCGUGGGGGAGUUCUUCCACCGGAUCGCCGCCAGCCCGCUCGACGGCGUCUCCGUCCGUCCUCGUCACCGGCCUCCAGAUUGCCAGGCAUAUACUGAACAUUAA
This is a messenger RNA of Triticum aestivum (bread wheat), 1662 nucleotides long. Its product is annotated as putative receptor-like protein 8. Gene Ontology annotation, molecular function: protein binding. Lineage: Eukaryota; Viridiplantae; Streptophyta; Magnoliopsida; Poales; Poaceae. The record is from RefSeq and is a predicted model, not a curated record. The coding region runs from base 1 to 1662 and encodes 553 amino acids. The transcript is spliced from 4 exons.